AUGGUACUGACUUUAUGGAGACAUUUGCUCCAGUGGCUAGGCUUGACACAAUCAAGCUUCUUUUUGCCUUGGCUGCACGCGAAGCAGAUGGAAGAUUCACCAAUUGGAUGUCAAGUCACUUUUCGAAUGGUUUUCGAAAGAAGAAAUCUACAUAGAGCAACAGAUGGAUUUAAAGUUCCAGGAGAAGAGAACAAGCGAAUCGAGGCGAUCAAUGACUUCAAGACUCAAAUGAAGGAAAUGUUUGAUAUGAGUGACUUAGGAGCCAUGACAUACUUCCUUGGUAUGGAAGUGAACCAGUCUAAUCGAGGAAUCUUUAUCAACCAGCAAGCAUUUGCCCUGAAGAUCUUAGACAAGUUCUGCAUGUCUAAUUGUAAAUUAGUAAACACACCAAUAGCUCAAGGAGAGAAGCUGACCAGCUUUGGAAACCAAGAAAGAGUUGAUGAGAAGGAAUACAGAAGCCUAGUUGGCUGUUUACUUUAUUUGACAGCAACUAGACCUGAUCUUAUGCAUGCUGCAGCAAAAAGAGUACUUAGAUAUGUCAAGGGAACUUUGAAGCUUGGUGUCAUGUUUAAGAAAGAAAAUGAGCUUAAACUUAUGGGAUAUUCAGACAGUGACUGGGCAGGCUCUGCAGAUGACAUGAGAAGCACCUCGGGUUAUUUUUUCACACUUGGCUCAGGAGCAUUUUGUUGGAGUUCAAAGAAGCAACAAACUGUUGCUCAAUCCACGGUGAAGCGAGUAUAUUGCGGAAGAAGAAGAUGA
Molecule: messenger RNA, 759 nt
Organism: Gossypium arboreum
Lineage: Eukaryota; Viridiplantae; Streptophyta; Magnoliopsida; Malvales; Malvaceae
Exons: 3
Coding region: 1-759 (252 amino acids)
Source: RefSeq, a predicted model, not a curated record